Messenger RNA from Acomys russatus (golden spiny mouse), 4389 nucleotides. RefSeq names its product mitogen-activated protein kinase kinase kinase 6 (gene Map3k6). The transcript is spliced from 30 exons. Bases 343 to 4224 code for a protein of 1293 amino acids. Gene Ontology annotation, biological process: cellular response to stress; MAPK cascade; protein phosphorylation. NCBI's taxonomy places the organism in Eukaryota, Metazoa, Chordata, Mammalia, Rodentia, Muridae. Gene Ontology annotation, molecular function: MAP kinase kinase kinase activity; ATP binding. The record is from RefSeq and is a predicted model, not a curated record.
CAGGCUGUUCCGGAAGUGGACAGUGUCAGAGGUUCUAGCUGGAGAGGAGGGAGCGAGAGCCGCUGGGGAGCCUCAUUGCCCCAGGGCCGAGGGUGGAGCUUUCCCAGUCGGGAAAGGGCUGGGCUCAGCCUACAAGUGAGGGCAGGGCAGAGUGACUGCCAGCGCUCCCUUGAGAAGUCUGGGUGUCACACGUCGCCUGUUUAAUUCCCAGGAUCCUUCUGUGACCUAGUUCCGGAACAGGACGUCCAGCCCAUCUCCGGAUCCCGGCUGGGUCCACAUCCCCAGCCUCGUGCCCUGUCCCGGGUCCCCCGCGCCAGGAGCCCCGCGCCGGAGCGCCCCCGUAUGGCGGGGCCGUGUCCCGGGGCCGGGGUUCUAGAACGCGCGGGCAGCUGCUGGCAGGACCCGCUGGCCGAGGCGCUGAGCCGGGGCCGCUCGUCCUCAGCGGUCGCGGGUCGGGGAUGCGCGCGGAGCCGGCCGCUCAGUGUGGUCUACGUGCUGACCCGGGAGCCCGGGCCCGAGGUGGAGCCCGGGGUGGGAGCCGAGGCAGAGCCGCUGCCGCUGCGAUGCCUGCGCGAGGCCUGCGCCCAGUUCCAGGGCACGCGGCCACCCCCGCAGCUGCGCAGCCUGCCCUUCGCGACUCUGGCGCUAGGCGACACGGCGGCGCUCGACUCCUUCUACAACGCGGAUGUCGUGGUGCUGGAGGUGAGCAACUCUCUGGCACAACCCUCCUUAUUCUACCACCUCGGCGUGCGUGAGAGCUUCAGCAUGACCAACAACGUGCUGCUCUGUUCCCAGGCAGAGCUCCCUGACCUGCAGGCUCUGCGUGACGAUGUUUUCCAGAAGAACUCGGACUGCGUUGGCAGCUAUACCCUGAUCCCUUAUGUGGUGACAGCCACUGGCCGGGUACUAUGUGGCGAUGCGGGCCUCCUGAGGGGCAUAGCCGAUGGGCUAGUACAGGCUGGGGCGGGCACUGAGGCCCUCCUUACUCCCCUGGUGGGCCGGCUUGCCCGGCUGUUGGAGGCCACACCCACAGACUCUUGUGGCUACUUCCGGGAGACCAUUCGCCAGGAUAUCCGGCAGGCUCGGGAGCGGUUUAGCGGGCAGCAGCUGAGGCAGGAGCUGGCUCGCCUCCAGCGGAGGCUGGACAGUGUAGAGCUGUUGAGCCCUGAUAUUGUCAUGAAUCUGCUGCUGUCGUACCGCGAUGUACAGGACUACACCGCCAUCAUAGAGCUGGUGGAGACACUGCAGGCCUUGCCCACCUGCGACGUGGCUGAACAGCACAAUGUCUCCUUCCACUACACUUUUGCCCUCAACAGGAGGAACAGGCCUGGGGACAGGGAGAAAGCCCUGGCCGUGCUGCUGCCAUUGGUGCAGGGUGAAGGCCCGGUGGCACCGGAUCUGUACUGCAUGUGCGGUCGUGUCUACAAGGACAUGUUCUUCGCCUCUGGCUUCCAAAAUGCUAGGCACCUGGAGGAGGCGUAUCACUGGUACCGCAAGGCGUUCGACGUGGAGCCCAGCCUACACUCGGGCAUCAACGCAGCUGUGCUUCUCAUUGCCACCGGCCAGCAGUUUGAAGACUCUGAGGAGCUCCAGCUGAUAGGCAUGAAGCUGGCCUGCCUGCUAGCGCGCAAGGGCUGUGUGGAGAAGAUGCAGUACUAUUGGGAUGUGGGAUUCUACCUGGGAGCCCAGAUCCUUGCCAAUGACUCCAUCCAGGUGGUUCUAGCUGCAGAGCAGCUGUACAAGCUCAACGCCCCCAUAUGGUACUUGGUGUCAGUGAUGGAAACCUUCCUGCUGUACCAGCAUUUCAGACCCACGCUAGAGCCCUCGGGAGGACCCCUGCUGCGAGCUCACUUCUGGCUCCACUUCUUGCUACAAUCCUGCCAGCCUUUCAAGACAGCCUCUCCUCAGGAUGACCAGUGCCUGGUGCUGGUGCUAGAGAUAAACAAAGUCCUAUUGCCUGCAAAGCUUGAGAUUCAAGGGACAGACCCGGUGAAUGCAGUGACCGUAAGCUUGCUGGAGCCAGGGAUUCAGGAGGAUCCUUCCAGCUGGACCUUCCCAGUCACCUCCAUCUGCGGGGUCAGUGCCUCCAAGCUGGACCAACGCUGCUGCUUCCUCUAUGUACUUCCUCCUGCCCAGGACGUCCAGCUGUGCUUCCCCAGCGUGGAGCGCUGCCAGUGGUUUUGUGGCCUGAUUCAGGCCCUGGUGAUGAAUCCAGAUUCCUCGGCUCCCACAGAGGAGGCAGAGGGCACAAGGGAAGUGCUGGAGUUUGAUUAUGAAUACUCGGAGACCGGUGAGCGGCUGGUGCUGGGCAAAGGCACGUACGGGGUGGUGUACGCUGGCCGUGAUAGGCACACAAGGGUACGAAUCGCUAUCAAGGAGAUCCCGGAGCGGGAUAGCAGGUUCUCUCAGCCUCUGCAUGAAGAGAUCGCGCUCCACAAACGGCUGCGUCACAAGAAUGUGGUGCGCUACCUGGGCUCGGCCAGCCAGGAUGGCUACCUCAAGAUCUUCAUGGAGGAAGUGCCUGGAGGCAGCCUGUCCUCCCUGCUUAGGUCAGUGUGGGGACCCCUAAAGGACAACGAGAGUACUAUUAGUUUCUACACGCGCCAGAUCCUGCAGGGACUCGGCUACCUCCAUGAGAACCGCAUUGUGCACCGGGACAUCAAGGGGGACAACGUACUGAUCAACACCUUCAGUGGGUUGCUUAAGAUCUCUGACUUUGGCACCUCCAAGCGGCUGGCUGGCAUCACACCCUGCACGGAGACUUUCACAGGGACUCUGCAGUAUAUGGCCCCCGAAAUCAUCGACCAGGGCCCACGAGGAUAUGGAAAGGCAGCUGACAUCUGGUCUCUGGGUUGCACUGUGAUUGAGAUGGCCACAGGCCGACCGCCUUUCCACGAACUAGGGAGCCCACAGGCUGCUAUGUUUAAGGUAGGCAUGUACAAAGUGCAUCCACCAGUGCCCAGUUCUCUGUCAGCUGAGGCCCAAGCCUUCCUCCUCCGAACUUUUGAGCCAGACCCCCGCCUCCGUGCCAGUGCCCAGGAGCUGCUGGGAGACCCUUUCCUGCAGCCAGGGAGGAGGAACCGCAGCCCCGGCUCUUCUCGGCAUACUCCCCGGCCCUCAGGUGCCCCUUCUAGCGGUUCCAGUCCUCCGCCUGACUCGGCCAUCCAAUCUCAGACAUUCCCAAGGCCUCAGGCGCCCUCUCAGCACCCACCCAGUCCCCCAAAGCGCUGCCUUAGUUAUGGGGACACCAGCCAGCUCCGUGUGCCUGAGGAGCCAGCAGCCGAGGAACCCGUGUCCCCUGUAGAGAGCUCAGGGCUCAGUCUGCUGCAUCAGGAGAGCAAGCGCCGGGCCAUGCUGGCUGCGGUCCUGGAACAGGAGUUGCCCACACUGGCCGAGAAUCUACUGGAGCAGGAACAGGAUUCUCGACUCAGCAGGAAUCAUGUGGAACAGCUGCUUCGCUGCCUCGGGGCACAAAUCCACACUCCUAACCGCCGGCAGCUGGCCCAGGAGCUGCGGGCCCUGCAAGCUCAGCUGCGAGCCCAGGGCAUGGGGCCUGCACUUUUGAAUGGGCCGCUCUUCACCUUUCCAAACGCGGUGAAGCAGAUCCUUCGCAGACGUCAGAUCCGCCCACACUGGAUGUUCGUGUUGGACUCGCUGCUCAGCCGCGCGGUCCGGGCGGCCCUGGCAGUGUUGGACUCGGAGGUGGAGAAGAAAACUGCCUCACCGAAGCCAGAGGGGAAUAAAGGGGCGUCCCAGCAGAAAUCGCAGGAGAGCCAGCAGCUGCUGCAGAACCAGCUCCCGCCAGAGCAAGGACCUCCGUCGUCGCUGAUGGUGCAGCUGGGUCUCUUGCGAGCCGAGACUGACAGGCUUCGGGAUGUGCUGGCUGAGAAGGAACGGGAGUGCCAGGCCCUGGUGCAACAGGCCCUACAUCAGGUGGAGGUAGAGACCAGGACUUACGCCCCCCUGGCUUCAGAGCCCCCAGCCGCUCUCCCGAAGGACCAGAGCCUGGUGCAGUGGCUACAGGAACUGAGCGUAGACCCAGCCACUAUCCAAACGCUCCUGAGACACAGCUUCACCCUCCAAACCCUGCUCACCUGUGCCACUCAAGAUGACCUUGUCUACACUCGAAUCAGGGGAGGGAUGGUAUGCCGAAUUUGGAGAGCCAUCUUGGCACAGAGAGCAGGGGCCAUACCAGUUACCCCUGGAGCCCGGGAGGCUGAGUGAUGGCAUCAAAGGACACAGCCAAGGUGGAUGAGCAGAGAAGACACAAAUGACAAAUGGCUUUUGACACACCUGUCCCAGAAUCUAGGAGCAACUGCAGGGCCCAGUGGGGUGGAACUAAACUACAGAGGCGCCCAUGGACACUACACACAACCAAAGACUAUUAAA